UUGAGCAGUUGGAAAAUACGGUCAUAAAAACAAAAUAAAAUAAAGUAAAAUGCGAAAAUCGAAUUAUUUUUUAAAGAUGAGCCUAAUACAAAAUCGGAUGUAAAUUAAAGUGUUUGUGUGAGUGUUUAAGUGUAUGCGUAGAUCUAUGUUAAAGAUAAUGUUUCAUACUGACUAAACCAAUGUAAUUAAAAAAACAAACAAACAAACGAAAAAAAGCAAUUAUUUUUCAAAACCAAAAAAAAAAAAAAUCUGUGAAAAAAUAAAAUCUCAUACAUCAUGGAGAAUUCUCCACCUGCUGCUUCCUCAUUGGAAAAACAAAUAGAUAAUUUUUUGGAGCAUUUCAAGCGUAGUGCAUCCAAGGCCAUGGAGGCUGAGUGGUGUAGUAUUGGUGGUAAUAGUAGUAAUACUAGUAAUAGCGGUAGUGGUGUUACCGGAAGUACUGCAACGACAACAGUGAUAAAUACUUCAACUACUACAACCACAUCGGAGAUGGUGGCUGGUUCACAGCCUGCAUUACAAACACCAAAACAGAUGUCGUUCGAGAAACAUCAACAUUUGUUGCAACGUACACGCAGUCGUUCGAGUUGUUUGGAUUUGAAUAAUAUGAUGACGGAUAAUGAUGUUGAAGCGGUAUUGGCUGAAUCUCAAGCAAUUGUUAUGACAUCCACACAGCAACAACAACAACAGCAACAACAACGCCAACAAACACCACAACAUCAACAAGUUAUCAGUCAUCAAAUGUUAGAAUCACAAUGUUCCAUCAAUAGUACAACAUCUAUACAAACCGUCUUACAACAAUCAGUCAUACACAAUUCGCCAAAACAUAACGGUAGCAUUUCAAUGCUACAACAACAAUCUGUCAUUAGUACGAAUUCAAAUUCAUCUAUAAAUUCUCAACAGAAUAUUUCAUAUGCCAUCGAAGCACUGCCCGGCAGUUUACGACACGUUUCAGGCAGUGUUAAUUCAUUAUUAGAACACAUUGCACCGGCGACCAUGAGUAGUGAAGGUGUUUUGAAUAUUGGUGAUGUUGCCGAUUUGCUACAUCCCCAACAUGCAAUCAUAACGGGUGGUCGUUCUCAGGAGGGUUGUCCCUUAAUUAUAUUUCCCGAUAAUAAUAAUUUCAAUACACUGGAGGAGGUGGAUUAUCAAAAGUUAAUUUUGUAUUUAACUUCAGUGCCAUCGCUACAAGAUGCAGAUUUGGGUUUUCAUUUAAUAAUCGAUCGACGUAAAGAUAAAUGGACUUCGGUGAAGACAGUAUUACAGCGCAUUUCGAUUUAUUUUCCCGGCAUUAUACACGUCGUUUAUGUUUUACGACCCUCUGGUCUCUUUCAAAAGGCCAUCUCUGAAGUUAGUUCAAAAUUUUCCAAAGACGAAUAUCGUUUUCGUUUAGUCAUAUGUUCCUCCCUUAGCGAUCUACAUGAGUACAUAGUACCCGCUCAAUUAACAGCAGAUAUGGGCGGAACACUAAUAUAUUCCCACCAUGAGUGGAUACAACAAAGAAUAUCCCUGGAAAAGUUCUCUAGCCUAACACAUCAAGUAUCCGCCGAAUUAGAUAUUUUCAUACAAGCCAUACACGAUACAGAAUUUCCAAAUUCUGUUGAAGCCACACAAAAAUUAUUAGACGAUCAGGGUUUGGAUUAUCAAAGACUUAAAGAGGAAAUAUUGGCGGCAGCCAAACAUGGUGAAACUUUAUUGAAUAACAUCAAAUCAAAUGAUGAAAUUAAAGAAUUCUCCGAGCGUACUGGCAAUGUUAGCUCUAUAGAACGACUUUUGGUGCAGCUAGAGGAAACCGAAAGACGUUUUGAUGAAUUUUGGCGAACACAUCGUAAUCGCCUGCAACAAUGCUUGGAGUUAAGGAAAUUUGAACAGAGUUUUAGAGAACUACAGUUUUCAUUUGAUGCCCGCCUUAAAAGUAUAUCCGAAAUGACCGAAAUUGGUGAGAGUGUUGAACGUGUUGACAGUUUAAUAUUGGAAACGAAAGAAUUUCAAACUUUAUGUGCCAGUGAUAUUGAUAAGGCUGCUGAAGUUAUAGCAGCCGGUCAACAACUUAUUGGUUCACGCGGUGUUUAUCCUUGGGAAGUUGUGCAACCGAAGUGUGAUGAACUGCAGCGUGUUUGUGAUAUAAUCACAGAACGUUUACAGAAACGUUUGGAAAUUCUUAAUAAAAAUCGUGAGCUAAUGGAGAGAGUUGAAAAGGCUAAUGAAUGGUGUGCAAAUGGUGUCGAAUUACUUACCUCCCAACGCAUUGAGAAAUGUUCUUCAUCUCCUGAAUUGGCCGAACAGAGUCUUCAGGAGAUUCAGGCUUUUAUAGCGUCUGCUUCUGAUUUUAAAUUGUCUAGUCCAAGUGAAUUUAAAAAGAUUUUCUUAGAAAGUACCACACCAGAAACCAAAGCUUUAGUAUCACAGGUUCUCCAAAGAAUCGAUGAUGUCUCAUUGAUGUGUGAUAAACGUAUAGCUAGUUUAAAGAAACUGGCCUUAAAACCACCGCGUCCCAUACAAACAGUAACACCAGAACCGGCAGUGCCGCUACAGCCUCCCGGUGGGGCACCUCAUCUAUUGCGUAGAAAACAUAAGGUACGUAAAGCACAUAAAAAAUUACUCUACCACUAUAGAUUGGGGGUAAGUUUAAAAGAAUUAAAUUGUUUGAAUUUUAUGGUUUGUUUUUAUAUUUUUAACUGAUAUUUAUUUGUUUAUCUUAAUGGGACAUCA
This is a messenger RNA of Lucilia cuprina (Australian sheep blowfly), 2709 nucleotides long. Its product is annotated as guanine nucleotide exchange factor DBS-like. Gene Ontology annotation, cellular component: cytoplasm. Gene Ontology annotation, molecular function: guanyl-nucleotide exchange factor activity. NCBI's taxonomy places the organism in Eukaryota, Metazoa, Arthropoda, Insecta, Diptera, Calliphoridae. The record is from RefSeq and is a predicted model, not a curated record. The coding region runs from base 277 to 2679 and encodes 800 amino acids. The transcript is spliced from 11 exons.